AGAAAAUGGACCUUAACUCACAUGAUAUUCGAGAAGUAUUCAACAUAAUUCUCAAAUUAUCUGAAAAUCCUGAUAGCCAGACAAUAAACCUGAAAGAUUUUAAGAAACUAAUUAAUUUGUACGAAGUUCAGCUGCACAAAGGAAUGAAACUCACUGACCAUGAGUUUCAUGAAAGCUGAAGACAGCUGUUCUUCCAGUUGUGCCAGAAGUACAGUGCUAGCAAGUAUCACACGAUUGGGCCUACCUCAGGGAAGAGCCGGCUCAAGAGCCCUUCCAAAGAGUUAUCGAAAACCUUAAAGUUUUCGAUUUGGAAGAACAAUUUACCCAAAUCUUCUUCCGUCGGGAGGAAGGAGUGGGUCCAAUCAGCUUCCUUGCUCGGUAAAGCUAACUCUUCAAAGGAUCAGACCCUAACUUCUUUACAGAAGUUAAGGGAUGAUCGGAAGAAGGCUAAGCAGUCCUCAAUGAUAGAGGACUCUGAAGAACCCAAAGAGAUAGAGCACGAGAUGGUAGAGGAAGAUAAACUUGACUUCGCCACUUUUAAAGCAAAUUACACUGAAUUUGUCACCGUCAGAACUCUAGUUCAAAUUAUUCAUGAAGUUGGGCUGAAGGAACUGACUGAAACUAAUGAUACUCCAAAGAACCCAAUCGAGGAUUUAGCCGAGCCCAAAGUUUUCUUGGAUGAGAAUUUAGAUGCAUCCGAGGAAAUAGAUGAUGUUGAUGAAUAUGAAAACGAAGCUCGCGCACAAGCAAGUAGAACUAUAGAAAUGAAAAGUAAGAAUCAUAUCUAUGUACAAAAUCCUCUUAUCCGUAACUCUCAAUCUCGAAGGAAGUGGAGUAAGGAUGAAGCAGUUAUUCAAGGGAAAUCCUUCUUAAAAGAUAUUGGAAAUGUUGAAGGCCUCCAAGACACUAUUCAAGUUGUUAUGACAGAUCCUUUAGAAAGUAAAGGACCCGCACAGAACUAUAACAAUGAAGUUGAGUUAUAUGUAGAGGAGAUCGUCGAAGAUAAGGAUAUCAGCUGGAAUGACUCUCCUCACAAGCAAGUCAAUCAAAACAUAGAAGAAGUAUUUAUUUCUGAUGAUAAAAAUAUACAGAAACCUUUACGCCUGAGUGCAGUAAAGCUCACAGACCAAGACCAGGAAGAUCUGAGUAAGAGACUCAGCAUUCAAUCAAGUUCAUCUCAGAAAGAUCAACAAAACAAGAAGAAGAAUAGUUCUCAUUACAAAGAAAAAUAUUCUAUCGUAGCUGAAGUGGCAGGUAAGAUACUUUCUCAAGAUAUAGAAGUAGAACCCCUCAAAGACCCAAUCCAAAUGAUUCCUUAUGAAGAGGAACAAGGAGAGAUCGUACUCCCAACGCGGAAGCAAUAUAAAGAUAAAAUCUCUCCUAAGAGGGGUGGCAAAAAGAACCAAGCUGGGUGCUGAGGAACUUCAAAUUGUGUGAUAUUUUAGUCUUUCAUAA
Molecule: messenger RNA, 1455 nt
Organism: Moneuplotes crassus
Lineage: Eukaryota; Ciliophora; Spirotrichea; Euplotida; Euplotidae
Source: the annotation of a GenBank genome assembly